UUUCAGUCGAGCGUCUCAUCGGCUCCUGAAGCUGCUAAGAGGUUUACUUUAGAUUUACUUCACUGUUACUAGCAAAUGUCGGGAGGGCACUGCGUUCACAAGGAGCGCGCAGUCUCGCGUUAAUUCCUUAAAAUACCGUAGUUCUCUAUUGUACAAUUAAGGGCUCUGUAACGAGUUUUCUGACAUUAAGUUGCUUCGAUCACCUUCUUCAAUCAAGGAGUGCUGCAUACACUAAAGUGGCCAUACCUAAGGGAAGCCUUUUUCUACUGGUUAGGGAGCCGACUAAUCACUUCAUGGAGAAGGUUGCUUCUGAAGGUCAUGGUAUUCUCAAGAACAUCCCUGACAAUCUGAUGGCAAAAAAAAAAUAAUUGCUGGUAACAUAUUUUAAAGGAAACAGGCACAUAGUCUGUCCGCAUCAUUCUCCUUUCAUUCCCAUCUUUGUUUUUAUGAGGGAGGAGCUUAAAGCCAGACCGAUGAUUGGUUUAGCCCCACGUUCCUCUUAAGCCCCUCCCUAAAGCAGAGAACUCUUUUAGACGCUAUUAGCUUCAUCACUGAAUUCUGGGUAACAAAAUGCCAGCCAAGAUGCCAAUGUACCUGAAGACUUCCACUCCAAAACGGGGCAAGAAGCUGAAGUUGCGAGAUGUCCUUUCCAGUGACAUGAUUAGCCCCCCGCUGGGUGAUUUACGUCACAGUGCCCACGUAGGUCGUGAUGGUGAGGGAGAUAUGUUUGGGGAUAUUGGCUUCUUGCAAGGCAAGCUAGACAUACUUCCAUCGCUAAGCCGGUCCGACGGCGACUGCCAGUUGGAUGAGACUUUCCCUGUGGAUGCUAAGGAUUUGCAGUACCCUCACUGCCAUUCUCACCCCAACAUGACCAUUCUGAAGAGCACCAUUUCCAUGCCAGUUUUUGUGGCCCCUGAGCAAGCCCCCCCAAAACCACCUCGUCUACACUUAGAGGAGAACCCACCCCAUACUCAGCAAAAGCAGCAGCAGCCACAGCAGCGCUCAAUGUCCGUCAGCGAUGAGCAUGUUCAUCGAGGAGGCUGCUAUGGAGAUUUCUGUCAUGACUUCAGCUACUCUGUCGCCAACCCUGCUUUCAGGCAUCUAGUACCAUCCUCAGAAUCCUUCUCGGAGGCUUCUUCUGAGGACUCCAUGCCUGAUGGUGGCCUGCCGUUGGACCCCCAUCGUGGACUCAGCCUAGACUCUGAUGCUGGGCUGAGCAAUGAAGAUCUGCAUAGCGAGCGUAGCGAGUCACCAGGUUUACCCAACUCGGACUCGCUUCUUGGCCUCGAUAUAGACCUAGGUCCCUCCAUCCUGGAAGAUGUGCUAAAAAUCAUGGACCGCUAUAAGACCAUGGAGGAUGCUUAUGAGCUGUGAGAUGGAGCAGGUCGGACUGCAGUGAGGUUUCCAGAUAUUGCCUAUCCUCCUCAUUAUGUCUGUUGUCUUAUUAAGGAGAAAAGAGAGAAUGAUAAAACAGCUAAACUAAAGCUGUACUAAUUUUUUACUGGAGUAGGAAAGUCAACAAGCAAUUUAUAACAUUACAAAUUAUAAUCAUCAUUUUUGUUGUGAAGAAACGGAAUGAACAACACUCAUGUUUUGCUAUUUUAAUGAUGACAAAACAGACAAAACUGUGCUAUUGUUAACUCAAGGUCUUUAAAAAACAUAAUUUAAAAUAAUGUUGCGUAUAUUUUUGUAAAAUCAGUACAAUGUAAUAAUAUACAUUAUUUCCAAAAUGUAAAGUACAUGCUACAAAGUAAGCUCAUCAAAAUUAAUAACAUUUUGACUUAUCAAUGUUUAUUGAUGUUUAGCGAGAUAUUAUCAUGUUGUUGUAAUACUAUACUGGAUUGUUGUGAGGAGUUUAUUACAUCAUCAAUGUCCAGGGAAGAAGAGGAUGAAGUGAAUUAAAGAGAGCAAAAAUCCUUUUUAUGGAUGUAUAGGGGUACAAAAAAAGUUCAACAUACUUCAUUUUGAGAUGAGAGCCUUUGACCAUAGAGUGGCAGCUGGGGAAAGAUACAGUAAUUCUUACUUAAAGAAAAUGAAUGAAAUAUUUUUGAAAGUGAAUAUAAUGGAAAAGGCUGGAAAUGUAGAUAUUUUCUGCAUUUGUUGCUGUAGACUAUAUUUUUGCUGAAAUUCACAUUUGGUUAUAAAAUUCAAAUUGUUGGCUUUAUUGUUAUAAAUCUUACCCUAUCGUAUUCUCAUUUUGUAUUUUAAAUAAAAAUAGAAAUCAAAACAA
This is a messenger RNA of Paramormyrops kingsleyae, 2230 nucleotides long. RefSeq names its product cdc42 effector protein 2. Lineage: Eukaryota; Metazoa; Chordata; Actinopteri; Osteoglossiformes; Mormyridae. Gene Ontology annotation, molecular function: small GTPase binding. Gene Ontology annotation, cellular component: cytoplasm; plasma membrane; cytoskeleton. The record is from RefSeq and is a predicted model, not a curated record. Gene Ontology annotation, biological process: positive regulation of actin filament polymerization; positive regulation of pseudopodium assembly; regulation of cell shape.